UGGGAGGCGAGGGCCCGCCUCGGCGCCUAGGUCCAGGGUAAGGGGGUGCUGGCGCGGACGCUGUCAUGGCUGCACGAUCUGUCACUCUCGGCAUCGACCUGGGCACCACGUCUGUGAAGGCGGCCCUGGUGGAGGCCGCGCCCGGCGACCCUUCCGAGUUCGUGGUACUGGCGAGCUGUACCCGGGCUGCGCGGGCCGAGACGGCGGCCCAGAGCGCGGCGGCGGGGCCCCAGGGGCAAGAACAGGAUGUGAGGAGAAUCAUCCAGGCCCUCCACGAGUGUCUCGCUGCCCUUCCCCAGGAGCAGCUCCGGAAGGUCUGUGGCAUCGGCGUGUCAGGGCAGAUGCAUGGAGUCAUGUUUUGGAAAACAGGCCAAGGCUGCGCAUGGACAGAGGCAGGGGCCGCCCCUGUGUUCGAGCCUAGAGCUGUGAGCCACCUGGUCACGUGGCAGGACGGCCGCUGUAGCAGCGAGUUCCUGGCUUCUCUGCCGCAGCCGGAGUCCCAUCUCAGCGUGGCCACGGGGUUUGGCUGUGCAACCAUCUUCUGGCUUUUGAAAAAUAGCCCGGACUUCCUCAAGUCCUACGAUACAGCUGGCACCAUCCAUGACUAUGUGGUUGCCAUGCUGUGCGGCUUGGCGAGACCCUUGAUGUCCGACCAGAAUGCUGCUAGCUGGGGCUAUUUCAACACCAGGAGCCAAAGCUGGAACUUGGAGAUACUGGCGGCCGCCGGCUUUCCCGUCCAGCUGCUCCCAGACGUAGCGGAGCCUGGCAGCGUGGCAGGAAGAACUUCGCAGGCCUGGUUUGAGAUCCCAAGGGGGACGCAGGUGGGCGUGGCCUUGGGUGAUUUGCAGGCCUCCGUCUAUUCCUGCAUGGCCCAAAAGACCGAUGCAGUUCUCAACAUCAGCACCUCAGUUCAGCUGGUAGCCUCCAUGCCUUCAGGAUUCCAGCCAGCACAGACUCCAGACCCCGCAGCCCCAGUUGCCUACUUCCCGUACUUUGACAGGACUUACCUGGCUGUGGCAGCGUCACUCAAUGGGGGCAACGUGCUGGCCACGUUUGUCCACAUGCUGGUCCAGUGGAUGGCGGAUCUAGGCCUGGAGGUUGAAGAAUCCAUGGUGUACUCAUGCAUGAUCCAGGCAGCUGCCCAGCAGAGAGACACCUGCCUGACCAUCACUCCAACAGUGCUGGGUGAGAGGCAUCUGCCGGACCAGCUGGCCUCAGUGACCGGAAUCUCCUCCUCUGACCUCUCCCUGGGGCAUGUGACCCGGGCCCUGUGCAGAGGCAUCAUUCAGAACCUGCAUUCAAUGCUUCCAUUUCAGCAGCUCCAGGAGUGGGGCGUGGAGCGGGUGAUUGGCAGUGGGAGUGCGCUGUCCAGGAACGAAGUGCUGAAGCAGGAGGUGCAGAGGGCAUUCCCUCUGCCUGUGUCCUAUGGACAGGAUGUAGACGCAGCUGUGGGGGCCGCUCUGGUCAUGCUCCAGAGAAGCCUUAGCCAGCAGAAAUCCUAGCACAUUUGUUGGCCAGAGUACUGUUGCAAUUUUUUUCUAAUUAACGUCCCUGACCCGAUCUUGGGGGUCACCCUUUUCCUGGACAGCUCUGUGGGCAGUUUUUAAGCAAUGCUUGUUCUUGGGGCCUCAAGAGUCAGCCUUUGGGGCACACACUCAUAAUGCAGCCAGGAAUCAUCAACCAGAUCCCAAAUCAGUGCCUUCUGAAAGAAACUCACCUGAGAGCUGGUUGCAAAUGUAAAUGUGAGAGAGAGAGAGAAAGAAAGAAGGAAGGAAAGAGAGAGAAGGAAAAGGGAUGGUAACCCAGCAUCUUGGUCAACAGGGUCACCUGUGAUUCAUCUGUAGACAAAAUAAAUGUGGGCUUCAGACACCAAA
Messenger RNA from Dama dama (fallow deer), 1874 nucleotides. It is a transcript of the gene SHPK, whose product is annotated as sedoheptulokinase. Gene Ontology annotation, biological process: carbohydrate metabolic process; cellular response to lipopolysaccharide. Gene Ontology annotation, cellular component: cytosol. The record is from RefSeq and is a predicted model, not a curated record. Gene Ontology annotation, molecular function: sedoheptulokinase activity. The coding region runs from base 66 to 1502 and encodes 478 amino acids. The transcript is spliced from 7 exons. NCBI's taxonomy places the organism in Eukaryota, Metazoa, Chordata, Mammalia, Artiodactyla, Cervidae.